Molecule: messenger RNA, 2463 nt
Organism: Scaptodrosophila lebanonensis
Lineage: Eukaryota; Metazoa; Arthropoda; Insecta; Diptera; Drosophilidae
Exons: 10
Coding region: 105-2315 (736 amino acids)
Molecular function (GO): calcium ion binding
Source: RefSeq, a predicted model, not a curated record
UUUUAGUGUUCGCAGCACAUUCGCUUUAUUCAGAUAAAAUUUUAACAUACAUAAAUAGAUUUUAAGUCAGCCAAAAAUAACACACAAAAAAAAGAGUUCAUAAAAUGCAAGGCACAAUGCAUAAAACCAAGCUGAAGGAGGGCGAAGCUAGGGAGGACAUGGAGCUGAAUGAAAUCUGGCGAGCCUGUCGUAAAAUUCAAGGCGCCAUUUUUCGUUAUAAAUUUGACAUCUGCAAGGAUUUGAAACAGCAUGAUCCCCAUUGCACCGGAUUCGUAUCAAAGUCCAUGUUCACGGCCGUAAUGGCCAAAUAUCGCAACGUUGCCGGACUAUCCGAAUUCGAGUUGCGGGAUAUCACCGAUUACUUCCAAAUACGGGACGGACGCGUCGCCUAUCGCCAGUUCUGCAAGGUGGUCUGCUGCGAGGAUUUGCACAGAAGUGCCAAGAAAGAAUUGGUAACAUCCCUGGAGUGGAAUGAUCCGUGGCAUUUGAAUGUCAUACCACAACCAGAGGAGCGACGUAAACUCUUUUUAAUCCUCCUAAAGAUUGCGCAAGAAACGCAUUUGCCUUUGAUGCCCUACUUUCAGGACUAUGAGCUGGUGGCGAGAAAUGUGGGCGUGGUCACCGUCUCUCACUUUGCACGCGUUCUGCACUUCAUGAAAAUCCCGCUCGCAGAGUCUGAUUUCCUGCUGCUGCUCAAGCGCUACAUGAAGGACGCUUAUCUGGUCAACUAUGUGGCUUUUGUAAAGCACAUCGAUAAUAUCAUGGAGUAUCUGAAGUAUCACAAGUUGCUGGAUAACUCAAGGGAGAUUAUCCAAAAUUUUCCCGGCCGGCUGGUUGAUCUGAAUCUGUCGGAGCUACCUCCAGUUGAUGGCUGCAAAGUCAUACACCCCAUUUUUCCCGAUACUUGCAAUCAUCCGAAGAAGAAUCGUGAUCAGUGUGAUAUCAUCUUUUGCAUCCAAAAUUUUGUCUAUAAGAAUCGUGUGCGCUGUAGCGAAUUUUUGGAGUGUUUCGAUCAGCUACGCACUGGCAGCAUCACGAAGAAUCAGUUUGAACGGGCCCUUCACAAUAUAGGAGUGGGGAAGUUUAUAUCGCAACGUGAAUUAGAUCUGCUUGCGGAUCGUUAUAUGGAUCCGGUGGACACUAAUCGCAUACGUUGGCGCACAUUUAUGGACGAAAUCGAUACGGUCUUUACCAUCAAAAAUUUGGAGAAAAUACCACAAUGCAAUGUUGAGUCGCCACUGAAACACAUUAUAGACAUGCCACGUCCUGGUACCGCCGACUGGCAGGCAGCGCCACUAAGUCUGCGCGAACUAUGUGAGGAUGCCAUGGCCAAGAUUCGCAUACGCAUUCGCAAUCGCCGUCUACAUUUGCAUCCCUUCUUCCGCAAUUAUGACAAGCUGAAUAGCGGACACGUUCGCUGCAAUCAGACCAAUCAAAUCUUUCGUACUAAUGGCAUUCUGCUCUCCGAUCAGGAGGUCGAAGCUGUGUUACAUCGCUAUGGCAAUGAGAUGGGCUUCUUUUACACCAAGUUUUUGGAUGAUGUCGAUCCAGCAUCCUAUGGUAUACCUAGCAUGGUGCCCAAGGGUCAGCUGCACGAUAUGAAUGAGUGUCCACCAUUCGCUCGUGAUACUCCUGACGAAGAUGAGCAGGAGAGCGAGGAGAACAUCAUGCGUGUCCUGACCGUUGUCAAGCAACAGGUUCUUACCAGGAGUGUGCCAAUUAUUGAUUUCCUCGCCGACUACGAUCGUCAUCGUGAGGGUGAAAUUCUGGAUUCCGACUUUAAGAGAGCGAUGAGCAGCGCCAAUGUCGUCCUUUCGGACGAAGAUGCGACUCUUAUGUGCAACAUUUUCCGUUCGUCGCGUCGGGCACCUUGCAUGCGUUAUCGCGACUUUGUGAAGGCAUUGAACCAGAUCUUUGUUCAGCUGGAAUCGGAGAUGGGCGACAAGAUUGUCACGGCUGUGCCGCUCCUCCAUCUGCCCAACUUGGACUGCAUCAGCUGUUUCCUGAACUUUGAUGAGCGAACCACAUGCUCGCGAGCGCUAAUGAAGCUCGCCCGCAAACCCGACGAAAUCUCCAAUCUUAGUCAAAUCUUCACGGACUUCGAUCGGUCGAAUUGCGGCAGCGUUUCCGAAAACCAACUGCUGCGUGCGCUCACGGUGCGUGAGAUGCACGAGAUGUUGAGCAGGCGUGAGUUCGAUGCUGUCUGCAAAUGCUUCGCUGUGGAGCGAGGCCUUCACAUGGAGUUCAACUACCGUGAGUUCCUCAAGAUACUGGAUGUCCUUCAUCGCACCGGUCAGGUGAAGCGAAACUUCUAGCCUUGCUCUCCAUAUUCGCACCAAAAAAUUGUAAAUCCAUCCGUCCGAGUAGUACCUUCUGGCCAUGACUAAUUAAAAAUUGUGUAUUUGAGUAAAAUUCGUGUAGAUAAUCAGAUAGAAUAAUAAAACAAUGAGUCAGCGAAUUUUA